CCCAGAAAAUGAUGCAGUUGAUUUGACAUUAGAGGUUGAUGAAUCUCAAUUCUUUAACUCAGAAAAUGAAAAAGAAAAUGAGACAAACAGUUCUCAAGAUGAUCUUAAUGGUAAAAAGUCACAGUUGCAAUUACAUAUCGGUCUUAUAUUUGAUACGACCGACUUUCACUCAGACAAUUCAGGCAUUCGUCAUCAUAGUUAUAAAUGUUCCAAAUCAUGUGUACAUAAGGCUAAAAAAAUAGUCAACAUUACUAAACAGCAUGAAUGCCAUUCUACUGCAAUAGAUUGUGAGUGGCAUAUAAAUUUCAACAAUCAUAAGGGUACUACUGAGAUCACUUGUACGUCACUUGUUGACAAACAUAACCAUGAAAUGGAUCCCAUCAUCGAUCAAACAGCACCACGCUUUCGCAGAUUGUCAGAAGAAAUGCUUGAAGAUAUAAA
Messenger RNA from Racocetra persica, 441 nucleotides. The record is from the annotation of a GenBank genome assembly. Lineage: Eukaryota; Fungi; Glomeromycota; Glomeromycetes; Diversisporales; Gigasporaceae.